AUGGAUCCUGGGGAUUCUGGCAGCGACAAUGGCGGCGAGAAGCGGCGAACCAUUCCGGCUGAUCUUCCCACGUCGCUGGACGAUCGAAGACACGCAGCGGGAGAAUUCACAAUGCCGGAGACGGAGAUGUACGACGGCUGGCAAGGCCAGUCUCAGUUUCUCACCUCGCCAGUGCUCGCAAAGCCGCUCAACUUUGGGGAUCUGUCCCUGAACGAUUCGAACCAGGACGACUUCGUCGGUAGCGGCCCAAAGGAUAGCGACGCCAGACUCAUGGAGAUGCUGGCGGCCCAGGCUGCGCAUCGCAACGAGGCGGCGCUCGAAGAUGAAGAUGCAAUCAUAACAAACGACAAGAUGACGGAGUCGGAGAAAAAGGACAUACUGCAAAGGGCCUUGACCAUGGCGGCCAGCAACGGCGACACCGACAAGGUCAAGAAGCUACUCGAGGGAGAUGCGAAGCCCUUUGUGGACGUCAAUCUUCCCGACGACGAUGGAACCCCGGCAUUGAUCUAUGCCAGCUGCUUUGGUCACGAGAAGGUCGUCGAGGCUCUCAUUGAGGCGGGCGCCAAUGUGAAUCAGCAAGACCGCAACCAAUGGACACCUUUUAUGUGGGCAAUGACGAACCGCCACAAGGGCAUAUCGAAAUUGUUGCUGGACAAAGGGGCAUCUUCAGAGCAAAAGACAUCUUCCGGCCGGACGGCUUUCGACUUUGUGCCCCCAGAUAGCGACAUGUCAUUCUACCUACAUGACAAUGGUUAUUCUAUUGGUAGUGCAGGUAUCAUGGGCGAUUUCUAUAACCCCGGCUUCUCUCAGGACCGCUUCGAGGAGGAAAUGGCGGAAAACGAAAUGCGGAGACGGCUGAUGAUGGAGAGUGCCCGCGAUCUAGAAGUUGAUUUGGGCAACGUUGGUAUGGACGAUCAGCCAGAGCCAAUGGAUGACUUUGAAGAAGAACAAGCAGAGUUCGAUUGGAGCCGCUGUCUCCACGACCAAAUGUUUGUCUUCCAAGAGCACGAGUUGGAUCGGAUACUGGAUAUUGUGGUCACCAAGAUGAGCCCCCAGCGGUCGCCAUCGCAGAAACCAGUUCCAGCCAAUAUGAUUUUCCUCAGCGCGAGAUAUGCACACUACCAUGCUAGCCCGGAUUUACUGAGAAGACUGCUCGUAUCUGCAAUGGCUCGCAUCAACGCCGUCGUUGAAAAAUCCCAGUGGGACAUGACCAUCCUGGCUUUUUGGAUUUCAAACGCGACGCUCCUGCUGCAUUAUCUCAAGAAAGAUGCCGGCUUGGUCGAGGCGACAACCACAUUCCAAGCUCAGCUUGCAGAGCUCAUCAAUGAGAUAUUUGUGCUAAUCGUGCGAGAUGCCGAGAGACGACUGGAUAAAGUUCUCGACCCUGCCAUGCUGGAACAUGAGACGAUCCCGGGAUUCGAGGACAUUGCAUUCCAAAACGAAUGGAAGAUCUUCAAGAGGAAGUCUACAGUUAAGGAGCAGCCUCUCGAGAAGCGUUUCCGCCCGCCGUCUCCAAAACAGAGGGCGAAGCCCGCUCCUAGAAACGUCACGUCACUACUGUCGUCGACGCUCUUCGUGUUGGACUUGUACGACAUCCACUCGGUCAUCACAUCACAAAUCAUCUCUCAACUCCUCUACUGGCUUGGAUGCGAGCUGUUCAACAGAGUCAUAUCGAACCGUAAGUAUCUAGCCAGAACAAAGGCAAUGCAGAUCCGCAUGAACGUGUCAAUGGUGGAGGACUGGGCGCGAACAAACAACAGACAGGCGGAGCACUACGAAGGCGGCGAGAUGAACUCAACCGGCGAAACCACAAUGGAUGCGGCCAAGCGUCACCUCGCGCCCGUCAUCCAACUUUUGCAAUGGCUGCAGUGCUUUUCAUCGCUGAAUGCUGAUGACCUGGAAGCCUUGGUCGACACUCUCCAGCAACUGAAGAGAAUGACACCUCAGCAAUUGAUCCAUUCAGCCACGCAUUACCGCGCCGAAGUUGGCGAAAAAGGACUACCUGCCAGUGCUAUGAAGUAUCUUCUCGCAAUCCAAAAGGAGGGAGCACUCAAGAAGAGCAACCAGGCGUCGGAAAGUGUCCCGACUACGCCAGUAACGGGCAAUUUCAACGGAAAUGGACAGUCAACUCCCAAAAGCGUUCAAAUAAGGACGCCUGGUGGCGCAGACUCGGAUGACGAGGACAGCACCCCCAAGAGCUUGUUACUGAAUCCAUCUUACAUGCUGCCUUUUGCACUACCAUCAGUCACGGACAUGUUGGUAUCAUACGGAGCAGGUUUUGGAGGUGUCAACAGAGAGAGGGAACGCAAAUACAUCCCGACCGUCCCACCAGAGUUUCUGGAAAAGUUGGAAGUGAAUGGAUCGCGGAACCCACCCAUGUUCCAGGAGAAGGACUGGGAAAAUGAAGAGGUGUGA
Trichoderma aggressivum f. europaeum is the source of this 2415-nucleotide messenger RNA. RefSeq lists its product as uncharacterized. The coding region runs from base 1 to 2415 and encodes 804 amino acids. NCBI's taxonomy places the organism in Eukaryota, Fungi, Ascomycota, Sordariomycetes, Hypocreales, Hypocreaceae. The record is from RefSeq and is a predicted model, not a curated record. Gene Ontology annotation, molecular function: GTPase binding. The transcript has 4 exons.